GGGCCAAGAGGCCGCGCUCGCCUUCCAGGUGUGGUCGGUGCUUCCGUCCCUGACGCUUUGCCCAGAGGCCCGCCCCGCCCGGGCUUCGUACGCACUGCCGGCCUUGCCCAGCCCGUGUCCGGAAACCCUCGGGCCGUGUCCAUUCCUGAAUAAAGGGGGCGGGUCAGGCCCCGCAGGUGCGCGGCCCUCGGAGCCCUCCUAGGCUUCGACGCUCUGGCCGCGGCCGGAACCCCAGGCUCGCGGCCCCGGUUUCCGGCCGGCGGAAUCUCUCGGCGCCCCUGCCACGCGGAAGCGGGAGCGCAGGGACGGGACCGGGCGGACCGGAGAUGGCGCCGCCUGCGGGCGGGACGGCGGCGGCCUCGGACCCGGGCCCGGCCGCGGUGCUCCUGGCCGUGCAUGCCGCGGUGAGGCCUCUGGGCGCCGGGCCGGACGCCGAGGCGCAGCUGCGGAGACUGCAGCUGAGCGCGGACCCCGAGCGGCCCGAGCGCUUCCGGCUGGAGCUGCUGGGCGCGGGGCCCGGGGCGGUCAGUUUGGAGUGGCCCUUGGAGGCAGUUUCCUACGUCGUCCGAGGCCCCAGCCAUCAUGAGCUGCAUCCUCCACCAGGAGGGCCCGGAACCCUCAGCCUGCACUUCCUCAACCCUCAGGAAGCUCAGCGGUGGGCAGCCCUGGUCCGAGGUGCCACCGUGGAGGGACAGAAUGGCAGUGGCAACCCACCCCCAGCCCUGGGCCCAGAAACAUGCCCUGUUUCCCUGCCCAGUCUCCCUGAAGCCCCCGUACCCAAGGCUCCCCAGCCUCAAGUGGAUCUUCCCCGGAGUCCUGGAGACUUGAUGGAGAAGGAAGAGCUGGCAGGGCGCCUGGCCCGGGCCAUUGCGGAUGGGGACGAGAAGGGGGCAGCCCAAGCAGCAGCCAUCCUGGCUCAGCAUCACACAGCCCUCAGUGUCUGCCUCCAGGAGGCCUGCUUCCCACCUGGUCCUAUCAGGCUGCAUGUCACAGUUGAAGAUGCCGCAUCUGCUGCCUCCGCUGCAUGCUCUGCCCACGUCACACUGCUGGUCUACCCCCACUGCACCAUCGCAGCCCUCCAGGAGCAGGUGUUCUCGGAGUUUGGAUUCCCUCCAGUUGUGCAGCGCUGGGUCAUUGGGCGGUGCCUGUGUGUCCCUGAGCGUAGCCUUGCGUCCUACGGGGUCCAGCAAGAUGGGGACCCUGCUUUCCUUUACCUGCUCUCAGUCCCUCGGGAAGCUGCAGGACGCAGCUCUCAGCACCUCCAGAAGAUGGAUGGGGAACUAGGACGCUUACUUCCCUCGUCAUUGGGGCCACCCCGAGACCCCCAGCCAGCCAGCUCCAGCCUCCCCAGCCCCCUGCAGCCCGGCUGGCCCUGUCCUUCCUGUACCUUCAUCAAUGCCCCAAGUCGCCCUGGCUGUGAGAUGUGUAGCACCCAGAGGCCCUGUGCUUGGGACUCCCUUCCUGCAGCUUCCACCUAGAAGCCACCAGAGGUUACAAGGAGAGAACAUGGUCCUUCCCUCCCAGCCCAAAGUCCUGGAUCCUAACUGAACCUCAGGGAGCCUCUGCUGACUGUCUGCUGAGGACAGAGCCACCAGGGUUGAGAGGGAGGGGCCACGAGCCAGUCAUUAAAGGCAUUUAUGAGCCA
Molecule: messenger RNA, 1645 nt
Organism: Cynocephalus volans (Philippine flying lemur)
Lineage: Eukaryota; Metazoa; Chordata; Mammalia; Dermoptera; Cynocephalidae
Gene: SHARPIN
Product: SHANK associated RH domain interactor
Exons: 9
Coding region: 327-1478 (383 amino acids)
Biological process (GO): proteasome-mediated ubiquitin-dependent protein catabolic process; positive regulation of canonical NF-kappaB signal transduction; protein linear polyubiquitination
Cellular component (GO): ubiquitin ligase complex
Molecular function (GO): ubiquitin binding; ubiquitin-protein transferase activity
Source: RefSeq, a predicted model, not a curated record